Messenger RNA from Psilocybe cubensis, 702 nucleotides. RefSeq lists its product as uncharacterized. The record is from RefSeq and is a predicted model, not a curated record. NCBI's taxonomy places the organism in Eukaryota, Fungi, Basidiomycota, Agaricomycetes, Agaricales, Agrocybaceae. The transcript is spliced from 4 exons. Bases 1 to 702 code for a protein of 233 amino acids.
AUGUCACAGCUUGAUCCAAAAGUUUGGACUCAAAGCACUGCCGACAACGGUGAUACUGUCUAUUAUUGCAAAGUGUGCUGCGAUUCACGCGCCAGAAAGGCAUUCAAUUGCCCUGGACAUGAACGCACUAGCACUCAUCUUGCGGCACUAAGCCGGCAGCGGCAGCCAACACCAGCUAGUUCGACAAUCAAUGAAGUCCGCGGUAAUCCCACGGCAUCCAUUUCCAACCACAGAAUCAUCGACGAUGCUUUGAGAGCUCUUUUAGUUUCCUCUUCGUCAAAUCCUCGCCAGCCUAUGUAUUGCUUUGGCUGCCCUCCUCUUCAAUCUGGAACUUCACAUGCAACUCCGUCAUCCCCUCCUCUUCAAGCUCCAACCCAGUCUGGCCCAGUUUCUCCUCUUACCGGCUUUGACUGGAAUUUGUACAAGGCAACUCAAGGCAGUACAGAUCCUGACCAAGAAGAUGAGCCUACGCCUUGUAUACGUGUUCGUGAAGGCGUAUGUCAGCGGUUACUUGAUCUACUAGAUGGUGUUGAAGAAAAUGAUGACCCGGUAGGGGAUAUUUUGGUAGCCAGUGAGGAGUCGGACUCGAGUGCUGAUGAUCUCCCCGCUCGUCCUUCAGUCAAAAAGCGUACACGAACACAAAAUUUGGAUCCUAGGGAGCUGGAAGAAUGGUAUCCAUGGCAGGAUAGAAUUAUAUCUUGA